Messenger RNA from Amoebophrya sp. A120, 2425 nucleotides. Lineage: Eukaryota; Dinophyceae; Syndiniales; Amoebophryaceae. The record is from the annotation of a GenBank genome assembly.
AAGUGGAACACGCGCAACCAGCUGGACUACUUCCGCAGAAGAUCCUUUCUUCAAGAGAUCUAGAGUAGGCUGUUUUUCUGGCACGACGGGCACCUCCGUCCUCCAGCUCCUGGAGAUGCUCCAACAGGAGGGAUCACGGACAUGAUGGAGGUCUUCUACAUCUUUCUACUGCCCACCUGCGUUAUUUGCCCUAACAGAUAGCUCUAUAGAAGAGCGACAAGCAAACACGUGCGUCCUCGGCGUUAAACUUGCAUCUUGCAGAAACCGACACACUACCAGAUAGGCCUCGGUAGUUCAUGGAGGUGAAAAUUUUCAAGUUAUCAUAACGACAAAAACAUUCAUAAACGACAAUACGACCCUUUCGCUCAUGGAAAGGACCAGUCCGCUCACACGUGCACAACGCUAUAAACACAAAUAGGAUUUUCAUUCAACUUUUCAUCAGCCACGUUUUAUUCAUCAUCGAGUCCCCUGGUCACGAUUCCGAAGUUAAGUAGUGAUUGCUCAUAGAAGAAGAUUUUAUUCUGAAGAACCAUAGCUAGGGCUAGUGCGACCAUUGCUGAAGGAGCUCCAGUUCAGUGAGCCAUAACCUGAAGGAUAGUAAAAGUUCAGUGAGUCACAACCUGAAUAAAGAUAAAAUACAUCUGUAUUUCUAUUUGCAUUCCUAAAAUUUCAUGAUCUCCACCUGCAGCUACCGCGCAAGCUCAUCUUCAUCUGGCUUCAUUGCCAAAAAGCUGCUGCUGUUUUUUCCCGUAUAAUUAUCCCGUAAAAAUGGGCGAGACCCUGCGGUCCGUGACACCGAACCUCGUGGAGUUGUUCGAGAUGCUGGGCGACUGCACAACCGAGGACAUUGAUGAAUUGACGAGGUUUCUGAAGCUCCUCCUCCGUGGACGGGUCACGACUGGGCCAGCGGCCAACGCAAACCUGAACAGUGGUGGGGGUUCAAGUAACUUCAAAAACUUCGCCAACCCGGCGGCAUCCUCGAGUAUUUUUAAAACUCGUACUGUCAUCUGGUGUCAUUUGUCGCUCAUCAUGUUCAUGAUCAUGAUCACCCCUGGCAGUACUACCCCGUCUAGGCUUUGUUUACAUAUUCUUGUUGAAUCGGCGGCCCGAGAUGUUCAGAUCACUCGUCAUCUCCCUGGUCUUUCACAGUCGAAGAACGUAAUCUACCUGUUGGUGUUCAUGCUAGACCUAGAUGAAAUAAUUUCGAUGAACAAAAUUCUGUACUCCUUUUCGAAAUGAUAUCCACUCCAAACAGGGGAAACUACCGGCGCCGAAUGGCCCCCGCGAAUCCCGGCGCCGACGCAGCGCGCCUCCCCUUACGGGUUGGUGCCCUUCGACCACCUGGCGCCGCAACAGGGGGGUGGCAGCGCGCCGAGUAGUGCGCGGAAAGGCGGCAAGGGCGGGGCGGUGAAGGAUAAUGUGGGGGGCAGUGCCGCGAAAGGAGGCAGCAACAAUGGGACUACGUUGAGGAAGGUGCAGAAUCCGAGUCCAGAAUACAAUUUCCACGGGCGACCAGUGGAUCAGGGAGAGGUAGACGAGGUGAUGACAAAACUGCAAGCGGCCGGUAUACGACCCAUAGCACCUGAUUGACUUUGAGUUUGAUUUGAAAACGUAAAUCUGCACGACAGCAAUGUCCUGCUGCCGUGCUCUAGGUAGAAGCGCUAGCGGUAGUAUAUUGGCAUCAGAACUUGAGUUUGACAAUGCAAAAAUGUAAAAAAGAUGAAGAGGAUAAUUUCAUCCCCGCUUUAAUAUUUCGUACUGUCACAGGAUCGCUCGACGAGUGCAAGAAAGCGAUGCUCCACUGCCAAGACGACGAACGUUUAAAAUACGCCUGCUACGCGAUUUUUGGCAAACGGUGUCGCAAUUGCUACUUGAUGGGCCUUUCCUGGCAGAAUUUGCCGAGUCAUACCGUGGCGGAAUGCAAGGCGCUCGGAAAUCCGUGCAUGAUCGAGUGCCGAAAUUGCCCGGGGGAAAGCCCACACUGGCUGGAUGACUGCCCGAAAAAGGGUCCCGGGAAAGGCACGCACAGGCAUAGACAGCAUAUGAAUUGGAAAAGUAUCGUACUCGUAUAAAUGCAUUACAAAUUUCCUCAGCAUGAAAAAUAAAACUUGUAAUGCUGAUUUACGUUAAGAAAAAUAUUUGUAAUGCAUGACUGCAAUACGAAUGCGAUACUUUUGCGCAGGAGACAGCCGCUGGUGGAGCAAAGCGUCGGGGGUUCCAAUUAUGACGUUGACUAGUAAAUAAAAGUGGCACUUCAACAUCCUGCUGAUGGACGAAAAUAAACGAGAAAGAAAUGCUAAAAGUGAAAGCCAGAAAAAUAUCGCAGCACAGCGCACGUUUGUGUUUGUCCUGUUAAGAACGCAGCAUGACAAGUACAUAGAAUCGAUCUCCGUGUUGUUCGUCUGUGUCGCUACAAAUAAAGAAC